AUGUCAUACUCGACAGUGCUGUUUCCUGAAUCAGCAGACUCACUCCAGUCUUUCCUCCAGGCCUUGAGGAAAGUCGACUCGUCGCGCAACUCCCUACAAGCACACCGUUCUGUAGAGAUUCGGAUCUUGGACGUCGCCAAGAUUCACCUCGAUACAAUCUUUGUGACCGUUGAGCGACAUCUCCUUCGCAAUCAUGACGAUGUUCAGACCAAAUUUGGUGGUGGGCCGAAUGGACUCUGGGGGAAGACCGGGAAGUCGGUAGAAGCCAAGAAGUACUCGAAAAGGGCUGCAGCCGAUGCUGAACAACGUCUCACUGUAGCCGUUCGCGAAGCAUUGGGAGCUCAGCGUAUUGUGCAUAUUGGAGACGUGCUGCCCAUUCCACUCCCUUCUCAUCCCAUAACUUAUGCCCCUCCACUCCCUGCGCGGAUCUUAUUCUGCGAGCCCGUUUCGCAAGGCUUACUGAUAUCGACGACAAAGAUCGUGCUUGUCCAGGCUCGACCUUAA
This is a messenger RNA of Penicillium hordei, 504 nucleotides long. Its product is annotated as peroxin-6 Pex6-Penicillium chrysogenum. NCBI's taxonomy places the organism in Eukaryota, Fungi, Ascomycota, Eurotiomycetes, Eurotiales, Aspergillaceae. The record is from RefSeq and is a predicted model, not a curated record. The transcript has 2 exons. Bases 1 to 504 code for a protein of 167 amino acids.